This is a messenger RNA of Sporisorium graminicola, 885 nucleotides long. RefSeq lists its product as uncharacterized. The transcript has a single exon. Lineage: Eukaryota; Fungi; Basidiomycota; Ustilaginomycetes; Ustilaginales; Ustilaginaceae. Bases 1 to 885 code for a protein of 294 amino acids. The record is from RefSeq and is a predicted model, not a curated record.
AUGGCUUCAUUCGACGUUGUCCUUUUCGUCAUUCUGGUAGUACUGACCUGCGUGUGCCCGGCAAUCGCACCGUUCACUCGGCUCGAUGAACUCGAGCGAAUCUUUUCCGCCCCCCAACACUCUUCACUUUUGGAGACGCUUCCCAGCUGGGACAGCCUGGGCCACUACUCGAGUGAGCAACACCCCAGCCACGAUGGAACCUUGUCCGACAUUCUCCUUCAGUCGUUGUCGCAGUCAGAGCACGAUCAUCAAGUGCCUGUAGCGCAGGAACAUCGGACCGAUCGACCAGCUGACGAGCUCAUCGCCGCUCCUUCACUCCCGGCAGCUGCGUUAGCGUUCAGGGAACUUGAUCUUGGAGAGCGGAACCUCGAGAUCGGUUUGGUCAAGUGGCAUUUCUACGACAGACUCAAGGCCAGUCAGCGAGACCUCCAGCUCCGCACCUGGCCUUACGUCGAACACCUGUCGGAACAAGAACUCUUGAACCGCCUUUCUGCGGUGCUUAUUCUCGAGCAACGGUUCGGCCCGUGGCCAUACAAGAUCGGCAACCAAGAGUAUCUUCUCUACCAAUCGGGUGCAGCUCCUGCCUUCGACCCACGCACCAUGGACCAGACGAACUCGCACACCCGCGUCUACUUCAACGUGCUUCGAGACGUGGCGCAAAGCGGCUCGGGCAAAUACCAGUUUAUAGGUACUUUUCGAGCUCCCGACCGGAGCCGUGUGAUCCCGUAUCGCAGUGCGACAUUGGAGCCCACGGCAGUGCGCAUGAUCUCCAUACGCCAUGUCUACGGUACGAGCUCCACGUUCCAGCUCGAGUUUGAGCCGUGGUCAUCGUAUCUCGCACGCUACAGGCAGCAGCGCGCUCUCGAGAGAGGCAGUGGCUCGUAG